AUGGUCAAUGACAACUCAGACGACAAUGUAAUCAACAUCACAAAAGAUGGACAAGUGACAAAACGAAUUUUAAGAGAAGGUCCGGGGAAGAAACCAGAAAAAAACAAUACUGUCAGUGUUCAUUACGAAUCUAUUCUUUAUGAUACAAAUACUCUGUUUGAUUCCUCACGUGAAAGAAAAGCCGAGUUCAAUUUCAAUCUGAAUUCAGGCAAAGUAGUAAAAGCUUGGGAGUUGGUUAUACCUACAAUGAAAGUAGGGGAGAAAGCUGAGAUUAUAUGUACAAGUGAUUAUGGUUAUGGUGAUGAGGGAAGAACAUAUAUUGUGCCACCUAAAGCCAAAUUGAAAUUUCAUGUAGAAUUGUUAGGUUUCUGGGAGGUUGCUGGAUCAGCAGCAGAACGUAUUCGAUCUGCAGAAAAGAAAAAGUUAGAAGGAAAUGAUUUGUUUAAGCAAGGCGCUGUGAAUGAAGCCUUGACUGCCUAUAGAAAAGCAAGAGAUUAUAUUAAGGAUCUUUGGAACUGUGAGCCUGAAGAAGCUGAAGAAUGCCGUAUUUUGAUUGCUGCCAUCAAUCUCAAUAUUGGUGCUUGUUAUUUAAAACUAAAGAAUUAUGACUUUGCUAUUGAAGUCUGUAUAGAAUCCUUGAAUCGUGAUCCAACCAAUGUCAAGGCACAUUAUCGUAUAGCCACAGCUUAUCUGGGAAAGGGAGAAUAUGAUCAAGGAUUGACUUUUGUCAAUUUGGGAUUACAGGUAAGCAAAAAAAUAAAAACACACACAUAUCGUUUAUUCUUUCCAGUUAAAGCCAAGUAA
Gilbertella persicaria is the source of this 804-nucleotide messenger RNA. RefSeq lists its product as uncharacterized. Lineage: Eukaryota; Fungi; Mucoromycota; Mucoromycetes; Mucorales; Choanephoraceae. Gene Ontology annotation, molecular function: peptidyl-prolyl cis-trans isomerase activity; protein binding. The record is from RefSeq and is a predicted model, not a curated record. The coding region runs from base 1 to 804 and encodes 267 amino acids. The transcript has 5 exons.